Megachile rotundata (alfalfa leafcutting bee) is the source of this 4415-nucleotide messenger RNA. RefSeq names its product cleavage and polyadenylation specificity factor subunit 6 (gene Cpsf6). Gene Ontology annotation, molecular function: RNA binding. NCBI's taxonomy places the organism in Eukaryota, Metazoa, Arthropoda, Insecta, Hymenoptera, Megachilidae. The record is from RefSeq and is a predicted model, not a curated record.
GAAUAAUGGCGCAAUGACGUCAUGUCCGUUUUGGACGAAAACGUAACGUAAUUCGCCAACACGUUUUCUCCUAUAACCCACCAUUUCUUUAGGCUUGGCGCCUUCGUCAAAUGCAGUGAGCGUCGGUGUACGUAAAAUGGCGGACGGUGACAUUGAUUUGUACGCCGACGAUCUCGAGCAAGAUUUCGCGCAGAUUCACAGCAAGAAAAGCAAAAUGGUGUUAGCGGAUGAGUUUGCUGGUGAUGGCGUUGAUUUAUACGAUGAUGUGAUAGCAGCUCCUGCAGGUGGUAAUGGUGGUGUUUCUACAGGAAACAGUGGAGAUGGUGGAGGUGACACCACUUCACCUAAUGAGGAGACAAAUGGUAGUGCCCCUUACCAUCAACUUGGAAAUAACAUUCAACCUAACCAAAUUGGACGACGUCAUCAAUUAUAUGUUGGUAAUUUGACUUGGUGGACAAGCGAUCAAGAUAUAACAGACGCAGUGCAAAGUAUUGGUGUGUCUGAUUUUGUAGAAGUAAAAUUCUUUGAAAAUCGUGCAAAUGGACAAUCUAAAGGUUUCUGUGUAAUAUCUUUGGGCUCGGAACAAAGCAUGAGGACAUGUAUGGAAAGAUUACCUAAAAAAGAAUUACAUGGACAGAACCCAGUAGUAACAUUUCCUACUAAACAAGCUUUGAAUCAAUUUGAGUCUCAGUGUAAGACACGUCCAGCUCCAGCUCCUCAGCAGAGUCAGAGUCAGCGUCCUCAUAAUCCACAUCAGCAUCAGCCACCAAUGCCACCUCAUCAACAACAUCCACAGCAUCCCCAACACCCUCAACAUUCACAACAGAAUCAUGGUCCUAGGAUGAUGAUGGGUCCUCCACAAGUAAGACCACAGAGAAUGCCACCUCCAGGUAUGGGUCCACCAGGACCAGGUGGACCUGGUCAACAAGGUCCGCCACGUAUGCAUGGUCCACCAAUGGGUCCUGGACCAGGACCACACCAUCCUUUACCCGGACAUCCUAAUCAGGGUCCUCCGCCUCCUGGAUAUCAACAAGGACCAUGGAAUGGCCCAAGACCUAAUGGUCCACCUGGACCACCGAGAGGUCCAAGUGGACCUGGUGGUCCACCUCAACAAGGACCACCUGGUCCAGGUCCUGGACAACAUCGACCACCUGGAAUGCAAUUUCAUGGUGGUCCGCCUGGUCCGCCUGGUCAAGGACCUCCACGCGGUCCACCUGGACAUCCUGGUGGACCUCCAGGCGAUCCAAGAGGUGCCCAACCACGUCCUGAAUGGAAUAGACCACCAGGAAUGCAUCACGGGCCUCAGGGACCACCAGGUUUCCCUCAACAUCAACAUAUGCAAGGCCCGCAACCUGGUCAAGGCCCACCACAGAGAGGACCUCCUCCAGGUUCUAUGGGUGGAAUGUUACCAGGUCCAGGAGGACCCCCACCGGGACACGGAGGACCACCUCAAGGACCACCGCAAGGACCUCCCGGAGGACCAGCACCACACGUAAAUCCAGCAUUCUUCCCGCAAGGACCACCUCAUCAACAUCCAGGACAGCAUCCACCAGGUCCUCCUGGUCCACCUCAUGGACCGCCACAUGGACCGCCUCAUGGGCCACCACAUGGUCCCCCUCAUGGGCCUCCACACGGUCAGCCUCACGGGCCGCCCCAUGUACCACCUCACGGAUAUGGUCCACCUACAGCACAGCCACCUUAUGGUGCUCCGGGACCUGACCAUCGUCCAGACGGCCCUCCUCCACUUACGGAGCAAGAAUUUGAAGAAAUAAUGGGCAGAAAUAGAACGGUUUCUUCAUCAGCCAUUGCUCGAGCAGUGUCUGAUGCUGCGGCAGGAGAAUAUGCAAGUGCUAUAGAAACCUUAGUUACAGCUAUUUCUUUAAUAAAACAAUCUAAAGUUGCCGCGGACGAUAGAUGCAAAAUAUUAAUCAGUUCUCUUCAAGAUACUUUACGCGGCGUCGAAACCAAAAGCUACGGAUCAGCACGUAGAGAACGGUCCCGUUCUCGCGAUAGAGAACGCAGCCAUAGAAGGAGACGUGAAAGAUCAAGGAGUCGUGACAGAGAAUACAGGGAGAGAAGCAGGGACAGGGACAGAGAACGCGACAGAGAACGCGAUCGUGAAAGAGAGAGGGAUCGUGAUCGUGAUAGAGAACGUUAUUAUAGUGAACCAUAUCCACGAGAGAGAUCACGGAGCAGAGAGAGGGAUCGUGAACGCGAAAGAGAUCGUGAAUAUAGAGAACGAAGCAGAGAAGAAAGUACGACACGUCAGUCAGCCAGGCCAAGAGUAAAAGAAGAACCGCCAGAGACGGCUCCCGUCUCGUCUUCCAAGGCGUCUAGGUAUUAUGACGAUCGCUACAGAGAGCGUGAACGAGACAGAGAUCGAGAACGAGAGUCAAGCCGGAGACCAUCAGAGAGAGAACGAGAACCAGAGCGUGAACGGGAACGAGAACGAGAAAGAGAUCGUCGCGACGAAAGAGGAGAUUCUUCGCAUCGUUCGAGACAUUAAAACGAUUAUACAGUGGGAGAAACAGCAGAAAAAUGAAAAAAGAAUUUUCACUCAAGACACACGGAGAAAGAAGAACAGCAAGAUGUAGCAUGCAGUAUUUAGCUGCGAUCUCGUCGUGUUUGAUUUUCUUGCAAGUUCUUCAGAACAAACCCAAGAGGACAAGGACGUUCAUCUCUCGUAUAAGUCAAUCUAAAGAGUAUCUAGACACUUUCCUGAUCGUUUCUGCGAAUCGUUAAUACAUGAAAUUCUGAAGCUAACAAGGAAAUCCACUUAAGUCUCUCCCAUAAAUUUUAAUCUUCUGAGGUUUUUACAUGUUGAUAGAUUACGUGCAGAAGAGUACAUGCAUCUUAUUAGAACUUCAGUUUUAUAGAUUAUUUCCAAGAAUUUAUUCAAUAUAAGUAUUUUUAUUUCGCUAAAAGCAUCACUAAUAAUUGUUACAAGAAUCCUCUAAUAUUAAAAAAAAAAAUAAAAAAAAAUAGAAAUGAAAACUACAUAUGAAUAGAUUUACAAUAAUAUGGUCUAUCAACAUCUCAAAGCUUAUUAAAAUCUAAAGGGGACACUUAGGAAACUCUUUAAGAUAAAUUAACAUUUGUAAUCUAGUCUAAAUUUAUUUUCAAACUAUUUUAAGUUACUACUGUCCAGUAAUGUUUUUAUAGAUGGCUAGACGUAAUAUUGUGUUGCUAUCAAACAGACUAGAAUAUUCUUCUUAAAGUAAUUUAAUAUAUUAAGUUGUACCAUAUCAACGUGCUGAUUUUGAAAGAUGAUGGACGCUUUGACACAGCUUGAUAACGUGAAAGUAUCACAUAAUAACAUUUAUAGCAUAUCAUAUUGUACCUUAAAAUUUGAUGUAAAUAGUUCCAUAAACAUUUCAUCAAUAUUCUUAAUAUAAACUAACUGGCUUAUCUUUGAAAUUAUAGGGAUAUAAGAAUAACACGCACGAAUCAUUUUGCAUAUGUAAUUAAAAAAUAACAUGAGUCUUCUGAACAUAAUUUUAUUGUACUUUUAUGUGAUCAAGUUGUAUCAGGCUCUACGUAUUUUGAAAUUAGGGAUUUAAUAUGGUAUAACUUUAUAAAAUAUAAGUAACAUAGAAUCGGACUUAAUAUCAGAUUGCAAAGGGUUAAAGUAACCAUAGAUGUUUCUUCAUAAGUACAGAAUUUCAUAACAUCUUUCAAUAAUACAAGUAAUUUACGUUCAUCCUGAUAAAUGUCAGAAAAAAGCAUUCGUACAUGCCCUAGUUUAUAAUUUAUUUUAUUCGCGCUUUAUAACUGAAUGUUCGUAAGUCUUGUUUUAAAUAUAAGAUAUAUCUAUUUUUAAAUGUAAUGCAGACCACGAAUAGGGUAUGUAAAACAUCUAAAGAUAGAAAAGUUUGAUUAGGAAAGUGUCUCUAUAAAAACUUUUCAUCACAAUUUUAUCGCGAGUAUUUAGAGCAAGUUAUCACGGGGUUUAUAUGGUCGUAUCACGAGACUGUUAAACAGUUUCAUCUAUUUGUCCUUAAACUCCAUCAAUUUUUUGUUUGUUUUUUCUUUCUAAGCGACGUACACUAUUCUUUACACUAAUCUAAGAAACCAACGAAACGCGUACACUACACGUAAUACAUAUACAUAUAUAUAUAUAUAUAAAUAUGUAAUGUUUAAAGCAAAAGGUAUCCUUCGUUUAGUUUUGGAGAAUAAUAAGUAUGUGUUGUCAAUGAGAAUUAACAGCAAGUAAUAAGCACGACGAUAAGGUGUGGUAUUCAGUUGCGGUUUUGAAGCUGAAGAAGAGGUCAUCAGAAUUAUGAAGAUUUCACUAUGGACUCAUCGAUCUUCUUCUGGCUGCCCGUAACGAUGCAAGAUUGUAUCUUAAUAUAAUACAUAUAUACGCUUUCAAAAAAAAAAAAAUAUAUAUACGUGAUAAACGUGUCUUUACUUUA